Molecule: messenger RNA, 2393 nt
Organism: Sabethes cyaneus
Lineage: Eukaryota; Metazoa; Arthropoda; Insecta; Diptera; Culicidae
Gene: CPT2
Product: carnitine O-palmitoyltransferase 2, mitochondrial
Exons: 2
Coding region: 219-2204 (661 amino acids)
Biological process (GO): fatty acid beta-oxidation
Cellular component (GO): mitochondrion
Molecular function (GO): carnitine O-palmitoyltransferase activity
Source: RefSeq, a predicted model, not a curated record
UCAUAGAGAAAACAUAAAAGAGAAACGUACUAUUGAAUUGAAACCGCAAGUGCAACUGAAUAUUAUCUAGUUUCUUUAUCUCUAAAUCAGCAGAUAAGUGUUAAAAGUUAUCGUAGUUACGUAUAUCUACUGCUGAACUUUGAACAAGUAAAGUGGACUUUGUACUUGACCGAAAGGAAAUUUACUAUUUAUUUUUUUUCAUUGAAUAAAAAGUCACGAUGCAAAGCAAAGUUCUACGUAUUCCACGCAAUUACGUUGAUGUACGGCACCGAAGAAAAAGUACCCAAUCAUUGAACAAUAAUGACUACCAGUAUCUGCAACGGACCAGAAUCCCAAUGUUGCAUUUUCAAGCAUCACUGCCUAGGCUUCCGAUUCCGAAACUUGAAAAGACUUGUGAACGCUACCUGGCGGGUCAAAAGCCAUUGUUAAUUGAAGAAGCCUUUCGCAAAACAAAGGAUAACGUAAACCGUUUUGCCACAACUGCGGGUCCCAAACUUCAGCAACUUCUCAAAGAGAAGGAUUCCAAAAACAAACAUACCAGCUAUAUUUCUGAUCCUUGGUUUGAUAUGUAUCUUCGAGAUCGCGUACCGCUUCCUAUAAAUUACAAUCCACUACUAUUAAUGAACCCUGACCCAAAAGGAGCUUAUAAUGAUCAACUAAUUCGCACGACCAAUUUAGUGAUAAGUUCUUUGCGCUUCAUGAAAUCGCUCCGCGCGCAGUUACUCGAGCCAGAAAUUUUUCACCUUAACCCUAGCAAAAGUGAUACAGAAACGUUCCGAACAGUGGCUUCGCUAUCGCCCUCAAUAAUAUCAACAUACGUUGCGUAUGCAUUCAAGGCAUUUCCACUGGAUAUGAGUCAAUAUGGAGGAUUGUUCGGAGCUACAAGAAUUCCUGAAACGGGAAAGGAUAGAAUCUACCGGAAUGAAAAGUCAAGGCACUUGCUAGUCGUCCGUAAUGGUCAUCUCUAUUCUGUAGAAGUCCUGAAUAGUGCAGGAGAGAUUGAGCAACCGGAAACGUUACUUGCUCGUUUCAAGCAUGUUUUGGAAGACACACGACCUCCUGCAGAGAGCCCUCUCGGCUUACUAACCACGGAAAACCGUGACACGUGGGCCAAAAUUCGUUACCAUCUUAGUGAGAUCGGUAAUGAGAAAGCAUUGCGUAAAGUUGAUUCUGCAUUGUUCUGUCUAUGCUUAGACAAUCAAACAAGUAAUCCUGAUCAACCCAUUCCAACGAUCCGAAAUUUUCUUUUCGGAGAUGGAACGAAUCGUUGGUUUGAUAAGUCAUUUUCGCUUAUCGUUGCUAAGGAUGGAACGACGGGUAUAAAUUUUGAACACUCUUGGGGAGACGGUGUUGCUGUAUUACGUUACUUUCAAGAGAUCUACAAAGAAACUUUAAGUACUCCAUUUGUUCACCCUGGUAUGCAACCAAGAGACAAUAAUAAGUCUGCAGAUGUAGUCAAGACGAUCGAGUUCAAGCUGGAUGACCGUAUUCGGGAAGGUGUAUUAACGGCUCAAAAGCAUCAUAGCACAAUAACCGACUCAUUAGAUAUGAACUACCUUAAAUAUGACGGUAUUAAUAAGAACAUUUGCAAAAAGCAAAAAAUUAGUCCUGAUUCGAUAAUGCAGCUAGGAUUUCAAUUAGCCUUUUUCAAACAACAUAGUAAAUUCGUGGCUACUUAUGAAUCCUGCAGCACUGCAGCAUUUCGCCAUGGUCGAACGGAGACCAUGCGUCCUUGCACGGUAGCUACCAAGGAAUUUUGCGAAACCAUCGAAAGAAAACAAAAUCCAGCAUCGCCAGCUGAAUUGCGUGCUAUCAUGGAUAAAUGCUCCAUGUUGCACGGACAACUCACCAAAGACGCCGCAAUGGGACAAGGUUUCGAUAGGCACUUGUUUGGCCUUCGGCAUACAGCAGAACUAAACGACAUUCCGAUGCCGUGUAUUUUUGAAGAUCCAUCAUAUGCUGCGUUAAACCAUAAUAUACUAUCCACUAGUACGUUAUCAUCACCGGCUUUGCUGGCUGGUGGUUUUGGACCCGUAGUCAAAGACGGGUAUGGCAUCGGUUAUAACAUACAGGAAAAAUUUCUAGGAAGUGUAGUUACAAGCUACAAGCAGCAUCGAAAUGGGAAUGAAUUCAUUAAUUGCCUGCAAAGUGCCUUCGAAGACAUAGCUGAUGUACUGAAGAAAUCAAAUCCGUUAGCAAAUUAAGCUCCGGUACUAUAGAAUGCUUUAUGUCGUACUAUUUAUCGAAUGCAAUUCGAUCUAAGAAUAAGACCAAAUGUAAACGCAAUGUAUCGCAAGCUAAUCAUAGUUAUGAUAAAUUUGUUAUAAAGCUUUUUUUCCUAAAUUCGUUACAGAGUUGGUUAUUGAGGUUUAAAGUAUUUUUAUAUUGAGUAU